AUGAGUAAAUCGAAGAACAAAAGUGAAAAUAAGACUGAAAAAGCUUUGGCUGCGGAAAAAGAGCAGUUUGGUAAACAGCAGCUCCACAGCAUAAGCAAAACUAUCACCUCGAGCGAAACACCGCUGAAAGAGAAAUAUGUACGCAAUAUCAUCAUGGGGUCACAUAAGGAGGGUGGAGCCACCACCUUUUGGUCCUACAUCCUGAACCUGCCUCUGUCCAGCAACUCCAUUAUCAGCUGGAAGGUCUGCAGCCUGCUGCACAAAGUGCUGAGGGAUGGACACCCCAAUGCUGUCAGAGAUUCCCACAGAUACUGCCGCAAUAUCAAAGACAUGGGCGUUCUCUGGGGAAACUUGCACGAUCGAUAUGGUCACAUUGUUGCACUAUCUGCCAAAUACCUUUGCCUUAAAAUGGAAUUUCACACAAAGCACAAGACAAUCCCAGCUAACCUGGAGGCCAGCGAUGAGACGGUGGAGAGGGAGGCGGGAGUUGACAUGAACAGAGUGUUAGAUAUGACGGAUGAACUCUUAAAUUACAUGGAUGCUGGCUUGAAGAUGGCUGAGACAGUGCUGCGUCAGCUGGAUACCAACGGGGCCAAAUCUACAACUCCAGCUGGGCAGUGCAGAUUGGCACCUUUGAUCCCCCUCAUACUGGACUGCAGCUUUCUCUAUCACUUCUCUGUCAGACUGAUGUUCAAGCUUCACAGCCGGAUCUCACCAGAUGCUCUUCUUGGACACCGGGAGCGGUUCCGUGAUCUAUUUACCAGUCUCACACAGUUCUUUAACAGAGCCAGAGAAACUGAGUUCUUUAAAACCAUCAUCCAGAUACCUGAUCUACCAGAUGCUCCUCCAAACUUCCUCCGGGCUGCUGCUUUGGGUGAAUAUAAGAGGCCGGUGGUAGUUAUACCUAAUGAGGAACAUCAUGAGGAAGAAGAGGUGGAGCCACAGCCAGAGUACAAGGAAAUGCCACAGAUACCACAGUACUACAUGCUCAGUCAAAUGGGAGUACCAGAUGCUGUGAUGGAGCAGAGGGAGACAGAGACUGAGGCUCUGAGGAAGGAGCUGGAGGUGCUCAAACCAGAGCUGCAGCUCAUCAAGAGCGAGGCUCAGAAGUGUGUAGUUGAGUUGAAGUCUCAAGUGAACCGCCUGGAGGCUGAGCUGGAGGAGCAGCGCACCCAUAAACAGAUGGCUUUGGUGGACAAUGAACACCUGCGGAUGGAAGUAGAGGCUUUGCGGUGUGCCAGUGUUGCCAACGCAGGAGCGCAGAUUGGAUUCAAGGAGGCAGACACUAGGGCUCAGGCUGCAGAGCUUCGCUUUUCUCAGCUCAAAGAGAGGCACGCAGAGCUGGUUACCAGUCAUGCUGACCUAAUGAAGAAGAAUGCUGACACAGUGAAGCUGCUGACCGGUACGAAACAAGACCAAGAGAACCUGCUGAGGGCCAAACAGCAGCUGGCUGGCGAGCUGGAAUCUUUGAGACAGGAGAACAAAACCAAGAUUGACCACCAGCAGCAGGAGAUUGACCGGCUAAACAAAGAGUUACUGGAGCAAAGAGCAGAGCUGAGUCACGUUCACAGUGCUCUGGGAAAUAGAGAAAUGGAGGGUUCCCAGCUGAGCAGCACCAUAGCAGGGCUGCAGGCAGAGCGGGACAUGUUGCUGCGCUCCGCCAGGGAGAAAGACGCAGAGCUUUCCUCCCUGAGACAACAAGCACAACACCAGCAGAGCGCCCUGGACAUGGAGAAGGACAGGUACAACCGAGAGCUGGAGGCCCUCAGGGCUCAGCUACAGCAGCAGCUUGCCAUCAAUGCAGAGCAGAAGUUAGAAAUUGACAGACUGAGAAGAGAGCUGGACAAGACGCAGGCGGACCUGGCACGUGCAAAUAGUGCCCUGCAAAGCAAAGACAUGGCUGGAUCCCACCUGAACAGUACGAUAGCGGGGCUGCAGGCAGAGAGGGACGUGCUGCUGCGCUCUGUGAGGGAUCACGAGGCCGAGCUGAACUCCCUCAGACAGCAAGCACAGCUCCAGCAGAGCUCCCUGGACCAGGAGAGACAGAGGAGCAGCAGAGAACUGGGAAGCCUGCAGGCUCAACUGCAGUCUCAGGCUUGUCGUGAAGGUGAGCUGACCCAGAAGCUGCAGGAGGAGCAGUUCUGUCUGCUGCAGUGUGCAGUGGUGGAGGCUGAGGGCAUCAUACUGGAUGCUGUGGCCAAACUGGAUGACCCCAUACAUGUCCGCUGCACCAGCUCACCAGAUUACCUCAUGAACCGUGCUGAGAUCACUCUGGGCUCCAUAGACAAAAUGCAGCAGAGCCAUUUGGCCUAUUUGGGAAACAUGAAUGAUGCCAGUGGUUUGUUGAGAACAGUAACGCAGUUCUCCCACCUCACUGCUGACACUAUUGUCAACGGAGCAGCAACCUCCCACGCUGCUCCCACUGACCAGGCUGAUCGUUUGACUGACAGCUGUCGGGAUUGUGCCACCCACACUCUGCAGUUCCUGAGGGAGCUGAAGCUCCAAGCCACCUUACCAAGAGCGGACCCCUCUGCAAUACGCUACACUGUUCAGCGCAUCCUCACCAUGGGACAGGAGUUGCGUCCAAAAGGGCAGGAUGUGCUAAAGGAGGAGCUGGGAAGCAUGGUGGAUAAAGAGAUGAUUGCUACAUCGACUGCUAUUGAGGAGGCUGUGCUGCGCAUGGAUGAGAUGCUAAAUCAGGCAAGGAAAGACACAUCUGGCAUUAAACUAGAGGUCAACCAGAGUAUCCUUGGAUCCUGUUCGGACCUGAUGAAGGCCAUUCAUAUGCUGGUGACAGCUGCUACUGACUUGCAAAAAGACAUUGUGGAAGGAGGCAGGGGGGCGGCCUCUGUGCAAGAAUUUUAUGCCAAAAACUCAAGAUGGACAGAGGGACUAAUCUCAGCCUCUAAGGCUGUGGGCUGGGGGGCCACAGAGAUGCUUGAGUCAGCUGACCGGGUCGUGACUGACCAGGGUAAAUACGAGGAGCUCAUCGCCUGUUCACAUGAGAUCGCCGCCAGCACUGCCCAGCUAGUCGCUGCCUCCAAGGUGAAGGCUGACCGUAACAACAAGAAGCUGUCCACACUGCAGCAGGCCUCACGACACGUCAACGACAUGGCUGCUGUGGUUGUCACCUCCACCAAACACGGGCAGCAGCAGAUCACUGACCAAGGUGUCAUGGACUUCUCCAGUAUGUCUGUGAUUAAGCUGAAAAAAGAGGAGAUGGAGGCUCAGGUGAGAGUGCUGGAGCUGGAGACCAAGCUGGAGCAGGAGCGUGUCCGUCUGGGGGAGCUGAGGAAGAGGCAUUAUGUGCUUGAUACCUCUGAGUCUCUCGCUGCGGCGGACCAGAACGAUGACGCUGAUAGCUUCCCGCCACCGCCGCCGCCCACUCUGCUGGACUCCCCCGUCGUGCCCCAGUCUUAUUCACAAACACAGCCAAACACAAACACCCAGAGCUUCACACCAUCCAAUCCGUUCUUACAACCUCAAACUCAGAGUUUCUCUCUGCCCCAGUCGUACACACCCACACAGUCCUACUCACCAGCCCAGUCAUACACACCCACACAGUCCUACUCCCAGGCCCAGUCUUACACACCCACACAGUCCUACUCCCAGGCCCAGUCUUACACACCUUCCCAAUCAUACACACCCUCCCAGCACUACCUCCCAACUCAGCCUUUCACAGCAACUCAGCCCUACACAGCAAACCAAUCCCAAAACUACUUAAAACCUCAGUCGUAUUCACAGCUGCCACCUGUGUCACACACACCAAACUUCUCCCAGUCUCAGCCGACCGCUCAGCCUCAGGCAGCCCCUCAGAGCAGCCCAGAGCCCAGCAAACCAGCCUCUACAAGGAAAUCCAACAUCUUUGUCAAAUCUGGAAACCUGCUGAAGAACGCGUUCAAACGAAGUGAUGCGGGAACAGGAGAAUCUUGAAUUCUCACUGGGAGAGAAGAAUCUCAUCUAAUAGCUUCCACUGUGCUGUUGCAAAUAUUAAAAACAUAAAUAUCCAUUUUUAUAAAAAUGUUGAUUCCAGCUACAUUUGAUCUUUUGUUGUGUAAUAGUCAUGGAAUGCAGUAAAGGUUGUUCAUUGUAAUUUUUGUGAUCAUGCUUUCCCAAACUUUAUUCUGUUCCUAAUUAUUGCUGUAAAUCUGAUUUAUUAAAGCACAUUAUGGCACC
Messenger RNA from Myripristis murdjan (pinecone soldierfish), 4176 nucleotides. It is a transcript of the gene hip1ra, whose product is annotated as huntingtin interacting protein 1 related. The record is from RefSeq and is a predicted model, not a curated record. The transcript has 33 exons. The coding region runs from base 1 to 3933 and encodes 1310 amino acids. Gene Ontology annotation, biological process: endocytosis; clathrin coat assembly; actin filament organization. NCBI's taxonomy places the organism in Eukaryota, Metazoa, Chordata, Actinopteri, Holocentriformes, Holocentridae. Gene Ontology annotation, molecular function: phosphatidylinositol-3,5-bisphosphate binding; clathrin-cargo adaptor activity; phosphatidylinositol-3,4-bisphosphate binding. Gene Ontology annotation, cellular component: cortical actin cytoskeleton; clathrin-coated vesicle.